Alligator sinensis (Chinese alligator) is the source of this 3969-nucleotide messenger RNA. It is a transcript of the gene LIPH, whose product is annotated as lipase H. Gene Ontology annotation, biological process: lipid metabolic process. Lineage: Eukaryota; Metazoa; Chordata; Crocodylia; Alligatoridae. The transcript is spliced from 10 exons. The coding region runs from base 128 to 1489 and encodes 453 amino acids. The record is from RefSeq and is a predicted model, not a curated record. Gene Ontology annotation, molecular function: lipase activity; carboxylic ester hydrolase activity.
GACAGCGCCCACAGUUGAAAUGCAGCUUGGAAGUGAGAGCGAACUCAUGUGAAAGACAUUUUGGGAACAGUAAAAUUACAGAACGGUUCUCUCAGUUUGAAUGUAGCCAUUCCAGGGUCCAUUCCAUAUGCUGAGGCUACACAUCAUCUUCAUCUUCAUCUUCACGUGCAGGGUGGGAGCAGAUACAGAGGAAGCAUGUCCAGCAUUCACAGGUCUCAGUAUAAGCAGUGCUUUGACAGGAACAGACCUGAAGGUGAAACUACUGCUGUACACAAGGCAAAACCAGCAUUGUGCUGAAACUCUCAGUACAGUGGCCUCCAACUAUCUGAAUGUGACCAAGGAAUCCAUCUUCAUUGUCCAUGGAUACAGACCCACAGGCUCUCCCCCAGUAUGGAUCCAAGAUAUAAUAAAGCUUUUGCUUUCUAUUGAAGAUGUCAACAUAAUUAUUGUAGAUUGGAAUCGGGGAGCCACAACUCUCAUAUACCAUAAUGCUUUUAGAAAAACCAGGAAGGUCGCUGAAUUCUUGAAGGAGCGUAUUGACCGAAUGUUGGCUGAAGGAGCAUCACUUGACUCUAUCUAUAUGAUAGGAAUUAGCCUUGGUGCACAUAUCUCUGGGUUCGUGGGACAGAUGUAUAAUGGUAGACUUGGGAGAAUCACAGCGCUUGACCCAGCAGGACCCCUGUUCCGUGGGAAACCCCAUAGCGAGAGGUUAGAUCCUUCAGACGCCCAGUUUGUGGAUGUCAUCCAUUCCGACAUUGAUGGACUAGGUUACAGAGAAGCCCUAGGACACAUAGACUUCUAUCCCAAUGGAGGAACUGACCAACCCGGCUGUCCGCAAACAAUAUUUUCAGGAUCGCAAUAUUUCAAAUGUGACCAUCAGAGGUCUGUUUUCCUGUUCCUGUCAUCCUUGAAAAAGAGCUGCAACAUCACUGCUUACCCAUGCGACUCAUACAGAGAUUACAAGAAUGGCAAAUGUACCAGCUGCAAUAUUUUCCAGCCUCUGCCAUGCCCAGUACUGGGAUACUAUGCUUAUGAAUGGAAAAGCCAUUUAACGCAAAAGGAUCCUCCAGUGACUAAAGCCUUUUUUGAUACAGCUGACAAAGAACCAUUUUGCAUUUAUCAUUACUUUGUGGAUGUCAUUACCUGGAACCAAAAUAUGAGGAGAGGUUCCCUCACAAUUAAAUUGACCGACCAAGCUGGAAACACAGCAAAAUCCAGAAUCAACCAUGAAGCUGCAGUUUUUCAACAACACAGACAAACUAUUUUGCUAACUGGAUUUGACCAGGAUCUGGAUGAAGUACAAAGAAUGUCCUUGACAUUUUCCACAGGGACUGUAGUAGGCCCAAAGUACAAACUCAGGAUUCUCCAAAUGAGGUUAUGGUCAAUUUCAAAUCCGGAAAGGCCCGCACUGUGCAGAUACGACCUGGUCUUGAUGGAAAAUGUUGAAAUCGGCUUCAAACCUAUUCCAUGUGAAAGCAGACCAACAUGAAGCAAAGCAGCCUUGGGGGGAAAGUAAUCUUAUAUUGAAAACUGCAUGCACAUCCCAGAUGGCAAGAAAAUGGUAGGAAAAGAGGCCUUGUUUUUUUGGAAGGUGUCUUAGACUCUAACUGUCUCCUAUACAUGUCCAGCUACAGCACACAGUUCACUUUCUCUCCUGUCCACGUAGCAGUAUGCAGAUGCAUUUCUAGUGGUAUCAUAGAAUUAAUAACACCUUAUGCCCAAACAUUUUCCAGACAAGUCACUGGAGGAGAAGCCACAGAUAUUGCAGGAGACUGCUGUAUUCAGUUUCCAAACCAGCUAUCUUCAUUUUGACUGACAAUCAAUUACUUCUAAAAUACUUCUCUUUUAAUUAUUUAUUCUGUGGUUUGAGUCUUAAUAAAGCUUUGCCUCAGGGGCAUGCAUGUGAUGUGUGAUUCUGAGGAUGCUUACAAAAAGUACAGGUUAUUUCAGAAGGAAAUGACUGCUCAUUGUGGGUCUCAGAAUAGGAUUCUCCUUUCACAAAUUUGCCAAGCAGGCAUAGGAAAGCUGAAAAACAAAGCUAAGAAUGCCACACCUGGCACAGAUUGAUACUUUAUUUGUGUCGCAUCGCUUUCAUCAGAACUACUGAAGAAGGAUUCAGCAUUACAUGUACCGAUCAUUGCUUCUGUUCUGCUGGGAACAACUUAAGAAAUUAAAUGCUCCAUUGUGCACAAUGCAAGUUUUGAAGUGUGCCAUUUGGGUUGCUAUGUCAGUCAUUUACAGGAAAACACAAUCUUCAACACAGUGAAAUCAGACUAGAGACCACCAGCAUCACAAACUGGAACCCUCAUGCAUCCAGGAGACCUGCCCACCCACACAAGGCUGAGGAACUAUAUUUUGUGGCUCACAGCAGGGCUCGGGGGCUGUGGGUGGGAAGUGAGAGGCACUGGCAGGGCUGGGGGCUGUGGAUUGGGAGUGAGGGGCAAUGGCAUAGGCAAGGCAUCAGCAUAUCAGGGCUGCUCAGUGCCACAAAGCAGUAGCGGGUGGGGACAGCUCCAGCUGGACCCACGUCCUGGUGAGUGAAGGGGGCAGGAGAAGCUCUGAUUUUCCAUGAUAAAAAAACCCAAAAUCAAAUACCAAAAUUUAUAAGUAUUAAGAACAUCUUUUAUUAUAGCGAUUGAGGCCCUGGUAGGCUUCCAAAUUGCUUUACAAUUGUAAAUAUAUCAAUAAAACAUUGUGUUCAACUGAUAUCUAUAUAUAUAGCGACAUUUCAUUUUCAUUGCGGAAAAACACAGAUUUAAAGUUUUUCAUCAGAGAAUUUGUGUUUUAUCAGAGAAUUUGAAAUUUUUAAACAGAGAAAACCAUGAUCCCUGCUCAUAACUUUUGCCACCAUGCUAGGUUUUCAAAGGAAACCAAAAAAAGCACCUUUUUGGAUGCAGAAUCCUAACAAAACUCAAACCCCCUCUCUCAACCCAUGCAGCUCUUUCAGAAAAAAACAGGAAAAUGGACACAAGCCAGUCUAUUUUGAACAGGUGCACCACAUCUGUAGACAUUUCCCAGCAAAAUUCAGCUUCAGGCCAACCCCAGCAUACAACAUUUCAGAGGGCCCUUUGUGAGCGAGUGAUAUGCGAUUCCAAGGAGAGGCUCGCACUAGGCAGCGUUAGACAACAUGGAUACAGAGGUCAUUACUGAUGUUCCUUCCAGUACAUCUACACACUCGCACACACCUUUACCUAUGAACAUGACUGGUGUUUGGGAAUGCCACGUGUCUCAUGCCAGGUGACCCUUUACACAAUGCCACAUCAUUCUGUACUUUGUACGUGUCACAUCCCGCACAGCACAGCACCUUUAGAAAAGGUUUAAGAUACAAGGAGAAAAAAACUGACUGACAAAACCUGGGGCAUUUUCAAUAACGGACAAGAGGUUUUUUCCACACGAGGAAAUGAGGGUCUUAGUCACAGUCCCACACUCUUUAAGGGCUAGCUGCAAUUGCUACACCCGGACCCAUGAGCUGAACUAACAGGAGGGCACCUGCGAGCUGAGGUACACAGACUGCCUGAAUCCUAGGGAAGUCAGGCUGGAGGGGCCCUGCAGAGGUCACAUCUAGUCCGCCCCGUCCCGGCCAGGCUCAGGCUGCAGAGGUGCCACAGAGAAGCAGCAGCAGCCACGGGAAGCCAAAAUGGAGUCGCAGCGCAGGGCCACGAGCGCUCUAGGCCCCAGGGGAUGGUGCGGGGGUGGCCGAAGCCUCAGCUCCCAUGAGCAGCUGCAAAUGCACGUGGCAGAGAGCAUGUGUGCAAGCACCUGGCUGAGAGCAUGUGUGCAAGCAGCCCAGUGAGGGCACUGCAUUAGCUGAGUGCAGGCAUGUGCAAGCAGACAGCUGCACAGACACGUGUGCAGCAAGCGUGUGAGCAUACGUGUGCAAGAAGCUGUGGGAAAGCAUGUGAGAGCGCCCCUCCGUGCAAGCUGACAGUUUUGUAAGAGCGUACGUGUGCCGGCAGCCGUGUGAGAGCA